Molecule: messenger RNA, 3906 nt
Organism: Cornus florida
Lineage: Eukaryota; Viridiplantae; Streptophyta; Magnoliopsida; Cornales; Cornaceae
Product: S-adenosylmethionine carrier 1, chloroplastic/mitochondrial
Exons: 9
Coding region: 1389-3530 (713 amino acids)
Cellular component (GO): mitochondrial inner membrane
Molecular function (GO): S-adenosyl-L-methionine transmembrane transporter activity
Source: RefSeq, a predicted model, not a curated record
GUAACUAUGUACAAUGUAUUUUCCACGCAAUUUCCUAUACCCUGGCUCAUGUUAGCACAAUCCAAUACCCGUGUCUAUCCUCUAAUAGUACCACACUAAAAAGUAGCCUCACCAUUCAGUAAUUUGAAUUUAUGCUCAUAAUUCUCUCUCUAUAUAAACCCACCAUCUUAAACCCUAUCUUCCCUCAGAUUUUCUCGAGAAAAUGAAUGCCAGAAGGCCCAGAACCCUAGGGAUAUUAUCAGUUUCAAUUCGUGAACGAUCAAAUUCAUUCAGGGGUCAUAUAUUGCUUAUCAGCUUGCUCUAUCGCUGUAGAUCAGACGGGGCUGGGUCUGGAUAAUAUUGAAGAGGGGAGGAGUUGACUGGUAAAUGAAUUUAUAUACAUACUCUUUUUUUUUUUUUUUCUUUGGUCCAUUUGAAAUGUAGGUAGAAGAUAGAUGUAUUGAAUUUUAAGGAUCAUAUUUUCCAUCUGUUUGCAAACGAAAAAAGAAGACGACAAAGAGUUUACACUGAACUUAAGGAAAUGACCUCCACUAGUCACACAACGAUUCUAUAAGCUUGGUUUAGGUGACUUUAUUAAUUGAUAAAAUCCAGUAAUGGAUAUUGUCAAGAUGUUUUAACAAUUUAGUUGGACACCUUUGAAUAUUCCCAUUUUGGUUGAAUUAAUCUCUGUAACACCACUUUAUUUGCCUUUAUCUUUUUGCAAUAUUUAGUACCAAGCCGAAAGAAUGGAGAGGGUUAUGUUAGGUUGAAAAUGUAAAAUUUAAGAAUCCAAUAAUGCAUGGUUGGGAUUUGAGUAAGACAUAUCUAGAAAAAUUGAUGGCAACAAUGAAUAUUAGGAAUCACUAAAUCCUACAUCCACAUACAUCUUGAGACGCAAAUGAUAAAUCAUAUGGUUAACAAUUUGCCUUUUUUCCCCUUAUUUGUGCGUUUUUAAUAUUUUAAAAACUUUACCACAAUAAUAAUGUCAAAGUUUGUUAAUGCAUAUUUCAUUCCUUUACUUAAUAAGUUAAAUCAUAAUUUUUAUUAUUUUAAUAUAUGAGGGUUUAUCCAUCUGGUGAUUUCCUAGAUAGAAAUUUGCUCUAACUUUUGGCCAUCCCCAUCUCUUAUAGAAUCAUAGGAUUCUAAAUGCCAUAUUAUCAGUAUUUUCACUAUAUGGGGUUCAGAAUCUUAAGCCUAAAAAACUUGCAUAGGCCGAGCAGAUUCUGGUAUAUAUAAAUAUAUUCGUUUAGUCUAUCAAGGCUUUCUGAGUUUGGCUAACUGCAUAGUUAUUUGUUGUGAUGAGUUGUGCUAGCAAGCUUAAUCAUUUAGCCUUCAGUUUACCGAUUUGAGAUGAACAAGUAUUUUCUACGUAAUUAUAGUCUAUAUUUAACGAUUCAAUCUGCUACUUCAUGCUGCAGUUACUUUUCUGUCUACUAUCUGCUUUUUCAAGGAUAUCCUUGAAAUAUUUCAGAAAAAUGGCUGGAUGUAGUCGAUCACCUAGAAGUGAUCACCCUUCAAUCAAAUACAGGUGUAACCCACUUGAGGGGGCUGUCUUUGAGCUCACUGAUUUUGGUCAUAAAGAUAAUGCCCCCACUCCCUCAGAUAACAUCAAGCAAAGCAGUAGAAAAUCUGAAUCCAAAUCUUCUGAGAUAGUGAGCACGGGUGAGCUUAUCUCAGCAGUUUGCCAGAUAUGGGAUCGCGUGAGUCAUUCUCUUACUUUUCUCCAACAUAAAACUAAUUUGGAGCACAAUGACGGUGAGUUUCAGAACGGCAAAAUAUUGUCUUAUCCUGGUGGACAAGGAAACAGCACAGCCCCAACAUCAGCUGAGAGUCAAUACUUCUCUGUUGAUCUGAUGACUGCUUCUCCACCAUCAGUGCAAGCAGACUUGGAGAGUCUGAAGGUAACACCAAAAAUGCCAUUCUUUGGAUACCAUAUUGGAAACCACACACAUUCUCUUUUCUGGAGAUUUCUGCAGGAUGGAUCUGACAAGCUGAAUAAGCCUUGGAAGGAAAAGAGGCUUGCAAAGGUAGUCUCACAUGAUUUAGAAAAUACCUAUGGAUGGAUGGGUAAAAUAACACUUCCUGGACUGAAACAUCUCACAAUCCACCCACAGAUAGAGAAUGAGAAAGCUGUUGAAAGUUGCAUUCUUCGAGAUGCAAAUGGUCCUGCAAGUCCCCAUAUUUCAGGCAAUGCAACUAGCUUUGCUAAUAAUUUGAUCAGUGGAAGUGUUGACUGCCAUACUAAAACAACCAAAUGUAUAGAUUCGUCAUCAGGUCAAGAUGCAAAAAUUUCAAUGAAUACUAGCUCCUCUGUUACCUCUAUGUACUCCGAUUAUGUUCUUGGGCCUGUCCAAGAUACAGAAGCAAAUGAUAUUAUCUCUAGGACCCAAUGUUCUAGACUUCUUGCAGAACACUAUGUCAACCACUUAUCUUCAAGUAGUUUUGCUUUUGUAGAUUGCCAAAGCAAAACCAAGGAUGAUCACCUGCAUGAGAACAAAAGAAAGCAACAAAUGGAUUUCAUUGAGGAUGAACCAAAGAUGGAGAUUUGCUUGUCAACAAAGGAUAAACCUCAUAUUGCUCUUGCAAAGCAAGAACAUGCUUUUGCAGGAGCAAUGGCUGGGGUAUUUGUUAGCCUUUGUUUACAUCCUGUGGAUACAAUUAAGACUGUCAUACAGUCGUGUCGAACUGAUCAGAAAUCUAUCCAUAACAUUGGCAGAUCAAUUGUUACUGAAAGAGGUGUAACAGGACUUUAUCGUGGAAUUGCCAGCAAUAUUGCUUCCUCAGCACCAAUUUCUGCAGUUUACACAUUCACAUAUGAAUCAGUGAAGGGAGCUCUGCUUCCUCUUUUUCCUAAGGAGUAUCAUUCUUUUGCCCAUUGCAUGGCCGGUGGUUGUGCAAGUAUCGCUACUUCCUUUAUUUUCACUCCAAGUGAGCGGAUAAAGCAGCAGAUGCAAGUUGGUUCGCAUUAUCAAAACUGCUGGAUUGCACUGGUUGGGAUUGUUGAAAAAGGUGGUUUGCCUUCUUUGUACGCUGGGUGGGGGGCUGUCCUCUGCAGGAAUGUUCCACACUCUAUCAUCAAGUUCUACACAUAUGAAAGGUUGAAGCAAUUGAUGGUACCAUCGCUACAACCAAAUGUUCAACCCAGCACAUUACAAACGCUAGUUUGUGGAGGAUUAGCUGGAUCCACUGCUGCUUUAUUUACUACUCCUUUUGAUGUGGUGAAGACUAGAUUACAGACACAGAUUCCUGGAUCUGUGAGCCAAUAUGGUGGUGCAUUGAACACCCUUAAGCAAAUAGCCAAGCAUGAAGGCCUGAGAGGACUCUACAGGGGCCUGACUCCAAGACUAGUUAUGUACAUGUCCCAAGGAGCGCUGUUCUUUGCAUCAUAUGAAACUUUCAAGAGGUUAUAUUGUCUGGAUGUGUCACAACAAAAUUCUCAAGGAAUCCAGAAUGAACAAUACACGGAGAAUGAUUCGAAAUCACCAUUAUUAUCAUCACAAUCACCAUUGUCAUCAGCACCGCCACCAAGGCUUCACGGUUUGGAUUCAUAAUCAGCUGGGAGCAGAUAUCUAGAGAUCUCAAAAAGGACAUGGAGGGAGAAAUCCAGUUCGUUAAUUUAUUUGGAAGAGCCUCUUAUUCGAAGACGGCACAGCCUAACACAUUUGAGUGACCCUGAUUCAUUAGUGACUGACCAAUUUUUAUUGGUGUUACCAUUUAAUUAGACUUUGUUAGCUAGGAGAGGAAAGCAAAAGUAGUAAAAUGAUCGAAUGAGCACUGGUGGAUAUCACCUGUAUUAUUUUGAUUGUAUCAUUGAUUAUGUAUUGUGGAAAUGUAAUAUAAUGUGAAUAAAGGGCCUUGUUACCCCAAAAUGACCUGUCAGAAGAUUUAAAGCAAUUGACAUUCUUUCAAUGGCAAGGAAUUUUGCUA